Homarus americanus (American lobster) is the source of this 901-nucleotide messenger RNA. Its product is annotated as U-scoloptoxin(01)-Cw1a-like. NCBI's taxonomy places the organism in Eukaryota, Metazoa, Arthropoda, Malacostraca, Decapoda, Nephropidae. Bases 88 to 471 code for a protein of 127 amino acids. The transcript is spliced from 2 exons. Gene Ontology annotation, cellular component: extracellular region. The record is from RefSeq and is a predicted model, not a curated record. Gene Ontology annotation, molecular function: chitin binding.
CACCCAGGGUAGACGGACGGGUAUAUAACGCCCCUUCACCUCACUCCACACCACAGUCAUCCCGACAUCACCACACCAUACAGCAUCAUGGCCCGUCUUGUCCUCGCCGUCGUUCUGGCACUCGCCGCCGUCGCCACCGCCCGUAUGGCCUACGUUCUUCCUGAAGCAGCGGAGACACUGUUGAGGGCUCGCAGUCUCCAGACCACCUUCACCUGCGACAACCGCGCCUAUGGCUACUACGCCGACGUCGACAACAACUGUGAGAUCUUCCACGUGUGUUACCCCAUCGUUGACGAAACCGGAGCUCUUCUCGAGACAGCCCACUUCUCUUUCGUGUGCGGCAACCAGACCGUCUUCAACCAGGAGUCCCUCACCUGCUCCCACGCCGACGAUGCCUUCCCCUGCGAGGAAGCCGCUAACCUCUUCGAUAUCAGCAACUCCGAGUUCGGCGUCAUCCCCGAGAGGAGAUAAGCGUUUCAGUUACACCUUCAACCUCCAAGAGUGUCCCUCAACCUCCAGCUAGUCCGUCACAAUGGUCCUCAUGGUCCACUCACCUCCUACAGCCAGGUAUUACUACAUACUGUAGCACCAGGCUUAUGAAGUGAUUGUCCAACAUCACCUCUGGCAAAUGUUUCCCAAUAUAUGUUACAGUAAUGUCGGUUUUCUGUCUCUUUUGGAUAUCUUCUGUCUGUCUCAAAGUAUAUUUCCAUCCUUCGCCUCUCAAUGAUCUUUGGUAGGACAUUAUCUUACACUGAAGCCUUUAUGGGUCAGCGUUGCCAGAUGUCGCGUGUUGUUUGGAUUAACAGUUGAUUGUGUAAAUAUUUGUUUAUUUCCGACCAACGACUUAUUAAAAACUUUGUUUGCUCAAGUCACUUUCUACCAAUAAACUUCAAGCAAUUGA